AUGGAAUCUGUGUCUUAUUCAAGAAAGAGUCAGGUCCUAUCAACUGGUAUUAGAGCUCCUAAUCCAAUGGGAGGAGAAUCAAACGAAGCUACUGCUGUCAAAAAAAUGGAAGAACAUGUGGGGGUAAUACAGAUCCAACUCAACUCUCAUGGUAGAGAUAUUCAGGAGAUGAAGCUGAGAUUGGAUACUUUUCUGCAAAGGCAAGAUGAUAUGAGAGCAACCAUGGCUAAACUGCUUGAGAGAGCAGAAGGAAUUGAUGGAGUAGGAAAGGGAAGUUCAGGUCCUCCUAAAUCUGAACUUGUUACUCCCCAGGGAAACACAGUCAUGAAGCUAGGAGAAGCUUGUGCAUCAAUUGGAGAAGGAAUGAUAGGGAACAUGGCAGAAAUUGCUAACGAGAAGAUGAUGAGGGAGAUAGCUAUUGAGAAGGAGGAGUCUGAUGAUGAAGAAGAAGAAUCCUUGGAAGUUAUUGAGUUGGAAUCGGAAUCCGAGGCAGCACUACAGCUCCCAUCAUUGCCGCCGACACAACCAACACCACCGACAUCUCCACCUCCAUUAGCGUCGCCGUCUCCACCACAGCCACCGUCAACUCUACUGUCUCCACCACCUCUACGAGUCGAAAACAGCAGCGCGAAGAAGAUUUUGAACAUAAGAGACGCAAAUCAAGAAGCUAGAAAGUUGGAGAUGUCAUUGUCCAAUGGCCACAAACUACCGCCGCCGCCACCACCGUUAUUACCACCAUCAUCACCGGAAAUUGAAGCAGUGAAUGAGGCAAGGAUGAACUCGAUUUCAAACCAGGAAGAACUGAUAUGGAGUCUUCGGAAGCAGCAGGAGGCGUUUCCCAGGAAGUGA
Messenger RNA from Lactuca saligna, 849 nucleotides. The record is from the annotation of a GenBank genome assembly. NCBI's taxonomy places the organism in Eukaryota, Viridiplantae, Streptophyta, Magnoliopsida, Asterales, Asteraceae.